GCGAAAGGCUUGACCAGUACUCCGCGGAGACCCUCCGUAAUGAAUCACCAACAAACACACAGCGAGAUGUAAGUAGUGAACGAAAUCUUGACUUCUCUACAGUGACUCAGGGUCAGCAGUUCGGCAGCUACCAUCAUCUGGGAAGUACUGACCACAAGCGGGCGCUGACUGGACCACAGCCAGACUCCAUGGAUAAGAACAUUAAAGUGACACUGGACAACAGAGACCUGUGGGGCAAGUUCCACAGUUUGGGCACCGAGAUGAUCAUCACUAAAACAGGCAGACGUAUGUUUCCGACCCUGAAGGUGACCCUAGAAGGCCUUGACCCACACGCCAAGUACAUCCUGUUGGUGGACAUCGUACCGGUCGACGACUGCCGCUACAAGUACCACAACGCAGAGUGGGUGGUCACCGGCAAAGCCGAGCCGCACAUGCCGGGCCGGCUGUAUAUCCACCCGGAUUCACCGGCAUCGGGUGGGCACUGGAUGAAGCAGCCGGUGACCUUCCACAAGCUGAAGUUGACCAACAACAACCUCGACCAGAAUGGACAUAUCAUUCUCAACUCUAUGCACAAGUAUCAGUCCCGCCUGCAUGUGGUGCAGGCCAACGACAUCUUCACCAUGAGAUGGAACACCUUCAACACCUACUCGUUCGAGCAGACCACCUUCAUUGCCGUCACUGCCUACCAGAACGAGCAGAUCACUCAGCUGAAGAUUGAUCACAAUCCUUUUGCCAAAGGUUUCAGAGACAAUGGUCUUGGAAGAAAAGACCAUCGAUUGCCUUUGAAACGGCCACCAGACGGAGAUGUGGAUCAACAUAAAG
This is a messenger RNA of Candidula unifasciata, 822 nucleotides long. The record is from the annotation of a GenBank genome assembly. NCBI's taxonomy places the organism in Eukaryota, Metazoa, Mollusca, Gastropoda, Stylommatophora, Geomitridae.